AUUCGGACAUUGACUUUUGGAUGCUGUCAAUAAUUUUAAAUUUAUUGUCAGCUCCUAUUUGGUUUUCCGAUUUUCCAUAAAUUUAGAAGCUAAGUAAAUGACUUAAUAAAAUAAAUAAAUAAUCAAAAAGCGUGGACGAGACCUUAUUUAAUAUCCAAUUUCUCUCACAUAAUAUAUAAGAUGAAUAUAAUAAAGCAAUUAUGGCGAACAUCACCAGCCAUUCGAAGUGCUUUUGUAGCAAAUUACUCUGCCGUAAGACCAUUAUCCUCAGUCACGACAAAUGCAAUAAAACCAAUUGAAACGGUCCCACCGAGUGUGGAGGAACUGGACAAACUCUAUAAACGAGUGGAAUUGGAGAUGAGAGGCAUCGACCCCGCUGUUCUGUUAAGUUAUUCUUGGUUCUGCAUUGCUGCUGCCUCACAUUUAGGCAUUGAAGUAACUAAAAGUUGGACACUACGAAAAGCAGAGAAGGAAAGGCACACAUUGCUCAGAUGUGUUCAUAUUUACAAAAAGCACAGAGUGCAAUAUGAAAUACGAACAUACUUUAGAUUCAUCCAUUUGCAACGAUUAACAGGAUCUACAUGUGACACAUACUUAGAGUACAUUGAAAGGAACUUACCAGAAGGUUGUGCUUUAAAAGUCACUAAAGUGGAAUGCCAAGCAGUACCUGAACAUUUGAACCCACCAACAGAAGAAUAAAUGUACAUUUUAUAGAGUAGAGUUAGUUAAUAAAAUACAUUUAUAAGGA
This is a messenger RNA of Colias croceus (clouded yellow), 748 nucleotides long. It is a transcript of the gene mRpS10, whose product is annotated as 28S ribosomal protein S10, mitochondrial. The record is from RefSeq and is a predicted model, not a curated record. Lineage: Eukaryota; Metazoa; Arthropoda; Insecta; Lepidoptera; Pieridae. The transcript has 3 exons. The coding region runs from base 181 to 699 and encodes 172 amino acids. Gene Ontology annotation, cellular component: mitochondrion; mitochondrial small ribosomal subunit.